Nicotiana attenuata is the source of this 1791-nucleotide messenger RNA. Its product is annotated as ATP synthase subunit beta, chloroplastic-like. Gene Ontology annotation, biological process: proton motive force-driven mitochondrial ATP synthesis. The transcript is spliced from 7 exons. The record is from RefSeq and is a predicted model, not a curated record. Gene Ontology annotation, molecular function: proton-transporting ATP synthase activity, rotational mechanism; ATP binding; ATP hydrolysis activity. The coding region runs from base 1 to 1704 and encodes 567 amino acids. NCBI's taxonomy places the organism in Eukaryota, Viridiplantae, Streptophyta, Magnoliopsida, Solanales, Solanaceae. Gene Ontology annotation, cellular component: chloroplast thylakoid membrane.
AUGGAGUGUGGGGGUGACUCUGUUCUAGGGUUUUGGUUAUUGUAUACGGUAAAAUCAGAGGAGCCGAUUUCAUGGUCAUUACGGUGCUCCAUAGAUACGCCUCCUAAGGCUCGAGGCAAGGCUCGAGAUGCAAUCUCGAAGGGUUCCCAAACGCUCGAUCUGUUAGAUCAAAUUUCCAGUUUAUAUAAGGUUAAAAAAUGGUUAGAAGUUCCUGGUAAUGCAGUAGCUGAAGCUUCAGAAGUCCCUGGAUUGAUUUCUGAGUUCAAAUUUGUUUAUUCAAGCUAUUUUUGGUUGUUUAUUGGUGCUCUGCUGUGUGCUGCUGCUUUAGCUGAUUUCCUCUUUUCUCUCAUUUUGUCCAAAUUCCAGGAGAUUCAGAAUUUCAGUAGAUCUUCAUUUGUAACUGAAAACUGGACUGUUUGGGACUGCCAGACCAUGAAGAACUCUGGUCCAGCCUUUGGUCGAUUUUGGUUCAUGGCUGAUCUCCGGUCAUCUGUGGCAUUCCUCCGGCCAGCUAUGACCGUCGACCGGCUGAAAGCCAAGGCUAUACUUCGAAGUCCUGCUUACUUCUCUUUACCGCACUUUGCUUCUCUGACUGUGCUACAACCAGCAGGCAGGCCUGAUUCGUGCUUCCUAACUGAGUCAUUAAAUAUUUUUGAAACAGGAAUUAAAGUAGUAGAUCUUUUAGCCCCUUAUCGCCGUGGAGGAAAAAUCGGACUAUUCGGGGGAGCUGGAGUGGGUAAAACAGUACUUAUUAUGGAAUUGAUUAACAAUAUUGCUAAAGCUCACGGGGGCGUAUCCGUAUUUGGCGGAGUGGGUGAACGUACUCGGGAAGGAAAUGAUCUUUACAUGGAAAUGAAAGAAUCUGGAGUGAUUAAUGAAGAAAAUAUUGCAGAAUCAAAAGUGGCCCUAGUUUACGGUCAGAUGAAUGAACCGCCGGGAGCUCGUAUGAGAGUUGGUUUGACUGCCCUAACUAUGGCGGAAUAUUUCCGAGAUGUUAAUGAACAAGACGUACUUCUAUUUAUUGACAAUAUCUUCCGUUUCGUCCAAGCAGGAUCCGAAGUAUCGGCCUUAUUGGGUAGAAUGCCUUCCGCUGUGGGUUAUCAACCCACCCUGAGUACCGAAAUGGGUUCUUUACAAGAAAGAAUUACUUCUACCAAAGAAGGGUCCAUAACCUCUAUUCAAGCAGUUUAUGUACCCGCAGACGAUUUGACCGACCCUGCUCCUGCUACGACAUUUGCACAUUUAGAUGCUACUACCGUACUAUCAAGAGGAUUGGCUGCCAAAGGUAUUUAUCCAGCAGUAGAUCCUUUAGAUUCAACGUCAACCAUGCUUCAACCUCGGAUCGUUGGUGAGGAACAUUACGAAACCGCCCAAAGAGUUAAGCAAACUUUACAACGUUACAAAGAACUUCAGGACAUUAUAGCUAUCCUUGGAUUGGACGAAUUAUCCGAAGAGGAUCGUUUACUCGUAGCAAGAGCGCGAAAAAUUGAGCGUUUCUUAUCACAACCCUUUUUCGUAGCAGAAGUAUUUACCGGUUCUCCAGGGAAAUAUGUUGGUCUAGCAGAAACAAUUCGAGGAUUUCAAUUGAUCCUUUCCGGAGAAUUAGAUGGUCUUCCUGAACAGGCCUUUUAUUUGGUAGGUAAUAUCGAUGAAGCUACCGCGAAGGCUAUGAACUUAGAAAUGGAGAGCAAUUUGAAGAAAUGACCUUAAAUCUUAGUGUACUGACCCCUAAUCGAAUUGUUUGGGAUUCAGAAGUGGAAGAAAUUGUUUUAUCUACUAAUAGCGGUCAAA